GUGAUCUCCUGGAGGACUUAGAGCGGAGUCCUCACGCUGCGGCCAUCGCUGAGUGCUUCGUGGAAAGGAGUGAAGCGUUCGACAUCUACACCCUCUACUGCAUGAACUACCCAAAUUCGGUGGCCGUGCUGAGGGAGUGCAUGAAGAACAAAACGCUGGUUUGCUUCUUCCAGGAGAGACAGACGACCCUGAACCACUCGUUACCUCUGGAGACGUACCUGCUGAAACCGGUGCAGAGGAUCCUCAAAUACCACCUGUUACUGCAGGAACUCCUGAAGCACUUUGACAAGAGCGACCCGGGAUAUGAGGUCGUGGAGGACGCCAUCAUCACCAUGACCGCGGUCGCCUGGUACAUCAACGACAUGAAGAGGAAGCAGGAACACGCAGUGCGACUACAGGAGAUCGAGUCCCUGCUGGUGAACUGGACCGGACCGGACCUCUGCGGGUUCGGAGAGCUGGUCCUGGAGGGUUCUUUUAAAGUCCAGAGAGUGAAGAAGGAGAGAGCGUUCUUCCUCUUCGAUAAGAUGCUUCUGAUCGCCAAGAAGAGGCUGGAGCAGUUCGUCUACAGCACGCACAUAUUCUGUUGUAACCUCCUGCUGGUCGAGACCCUGAAGGAUCCUCUCUGCUUCAAAGUGUCCGAUCAGACCAUCCCCAAACAGCAGCACGUGGUCCAGACGAAGAACCAGGAGGAGAAGAGACUGUGGUCGCACUACCUCAAGAGACUGAUCGUAGAGAACCAUCCGGCCUCGCUCCCACAGAAGGCGAGGCAAGUCCUGGGAGACAACUUCUGCCAAUCGCCUCAGUUCGACCAGGAGAACCUGAAGAAGUCGUCGGCGUUGUCGAGGUUCGACGACAUCCACAGCUAUCACCGCGGCCGGCGUCAGUCAGAGCCUCCAGAGCUGCUCAUGUACACGCCUGAGAAGUCCAGGAAGAGCCUCCCUCUGCUGCUGGAGGGAAACCUGCCGUACAGACGCACCAGGAGACAGUCAGCUCCGGCUAAAGACAUCGAGUCGGCAUUUCAUCCCAACGCUUUGAAGCAAGCAGGAAGUGAAGGUGAGCUGUGCCAGGCAGAAAGUCUGGGAUUGGCCAGCAGCAGCAGCACGCUCGCCUCGUCUGUGAUCGAGGUGGAAGCUGAGCGGACCGAAGCGGGCCUGAUGCCACAGAAGCAGAAUCGUAAACAACAGGAAGAGGAGGAAGACGAAGAAGAGGAGUUGACGUCCCUCAGUCCUCCUCCCACCCUGUCCAUCACAGAGGAGAUCCUGGAGUUCAUCAACCAGAGCAGAGCCAGGGAAGGGUUGGCCGCCAUCCGCUCUGAUCCGAAGGAGGACGUCCAAGAUCCACCCAAAGACUCUCAGCCCUCAUCCGACCAGACCAACUUCACCUGCCCGCUGCCCCCAGUCGCCUGCACCUCCAGCCCAGAACAAAGUCUAACAGGCGAACAGGAGCAGGAGAGCGCUGAAGUGAAGAGUGACGUCGCACUCCAAAGUCAGACCGGUCGCUCUGGAGAGGAAAGGAACAAGAAGACUACUGAUGAAGCUGAAGACGCCCUGGGAGAACCAAGUCCGGCAGAAAAGGGACCGGAAGCAGUCGGAGGAACACUCGGAGAACUGGUAGAAAAAGAAACAGAAGAGGAGAAAACAAGGGAUGAAGAAGAGGAGGGAGGAGGGAACAUCACUGCUGCCCAAACACCAGAUCCUCAUCCCUCUAUCACGAUAGAAGAAGAGCCGGUCUUCUUACCCAAGGAGGAGGAACAUACCGAGGCUGCCACCCCGACUCAAAAUCCAGACACCAUUCGUCACCCUCUCCAGAGGCGCCACCCGCCCACGAGGGGCGCCCACCUCACCAAGCGGGACCAAAAGAUCAUCGAGAAGAUCCGGAGCUACUACGAGGCGGCAGCCGAGGCCGAAGAGGACGAGGAAGAGGAGGAGGAUGAGCAGGGAGAAGGAGGGGCUUCAAAAAGGAGAAACAGUUUCUCACAGAUCCCGUCAGGCCUGGUGAAGGACUCGGUGUCCCGGUUUGAUGUGUCUGAACACCAGGGGGAGCCAGAGGUCGCACCCUCCUCCGCUUCAGAGACAAGUGAAGUCCUGAAAAGAGGAACUGAGUCAGAGCUUUGUUCUCCCGUCAGUCCCGUGAUCCCGGAUACCGUACCUGCAGCAGACGAUGAUAGUCCGGCAAGUGGCUUCGUGGAGGGUUCAAUCAAGUCCCCAACCUCGUCCAUCAUGCAGGACAUGAUCACCGAGGAGCGAGAGUGUCAAGACCAGCAGUCCGACUUUAAAAGGCCUGAUGGAGAAGAGGCUGAGAUACAAGACAAAAAUGGAGGACGACUAGAGGAAGAGGAGGAGGAGGAAGAGGAGGAGACAUGUGUUGGAGGUUUACAGCAAGCAGAAGGACCGCCUGUUCCCAAACAGUGCCGAGACCAAACCACCAAAACAAGUCCUGGAAACCCCGCUGUGAUGAACGGGCAAGAACCAAACCAAGAGAGCCCAGCAGAACCAAAAGGAAGCCUUAAGGAACCAUCAAAACCUCUCACCAAAACCCAGACCAUGAUGGCAAGAACCAAACAACAAGAACUUACCAAGACCAGUGGGAAUCUUGAGGGUCUCCCCAGUCAGAUCAAAGUGGGUCGGUGGUCUCGCCACUCCAGGAUCGUCACGGCAAACCGGGCCUUGUUUGAAGGCAUGACAUCAGACAUAACAGGCAUACGGUUGUUUGAGGCCGGCCCCGCAGAGGAUCCCAUUCUCCUGGAGAACUCUGAGCGUAUCCUGAGCAAGGUCCAGACGUUGGCUAAGAUGUACGGCGCCAAAGCCAGCACCAUGAAGGUCCCGCUGCAUCAGAAACGGGCCAGCGCAGUACGGAACCAAUCGCUGAUCUCAGGGAGACUUUCUGGACUCUCAACUCAGACCCAGACUGAAGGCAAGACUCAUCAGGUUAAGUCUCAGACUCGAAUGCAGACCCCGAUAGAGUACCGGCAGCAAACAAUGAGAGAAUCAGUUUCCACCAGGACUCAAACUCUCCCAGAGACCAAAGCUCAAAGCCAAACCACAACACAACCUGCUCAUACCAAAACCCAGGCGUGGAGUCAGGCGCAGACGUAUUACCAAAGCCAGAACCAGAGCAAGACUUACCAGGGUCAAACAUUGACCCGGGUGGACCGAGCGAUCCAGGAGAAAAGGAUAAGGAGGGCCCACAGCUUGACAACAGAUCUCCAGGAGACAGCGGUGACCCCCUCCGAGCCUCUGCUGUUCGGGCAUGUGUUCGUCAAGGAGCAGUUGUCCCUGACAUGUCACCAACAGGCAAACGGCGUCAUCCUCUCCAGGCCGAGGGACUUCAUCUCCGCCUUAACCAAAGACAGAGACCCCCAGGUGGGAUGUGGAUCAGAUGAUAUUCCUCAGCCUUUAACAGGAGACAGCUCAUGUGCUCCAACAAGAGAGGAGUCGUCAUCGAUUCAGAGCUACAACUCUGAGCACAGCUGGGCCGACAAGUCCUCUACGGCAUCCAGAUCUCACCUCAGAACACAACCUGAAGAGGAGCGCUUCGUG
This is a messenger RNA of Notolabrus celidotus (New Zealand spotty), 3539 nucleotides long. It is a transcript of the gene plekhg2, whose product is annotated as pleckstrin homology domain containing, family G (with RhoGef domain) member 2. The annotation marks the transcript as partial. Gene Ontology annotation, molecular function: guanyl-nucleotide exchange factor activity. NCBI's taxonomy places the organism in Eukaryota, Metazoa, Chordata, Actinopteri, Labriformes, Labridae. The transcript is spliced from 16 exons. The record is from RefSeq and is a predicted model, not a curated record.